AUGCGUUCUCCCGCACGUCAAGCUGGUGUUCACAAAGCAGGCCUCAUUGUCGUAACAGUUCUUGGAUUUAUUACUACAUUUUAUAAAAUCUGGUAUCCUGCUGAAGUUGUUUUCGACGAGGUACACUUCGGCAAGUUUGCGGGUUAUUACUUGCAACGGAGCUACUUCUUUGAUGUACAUCCUCCUUUGGCGAAAUUAAUGAUAGCCGCGGUCGGAUAUCUUAUUGGGUAUGACGGCCAUUUCGAUUUCGCCAACAUCGGGGACAGUUACAUUGAAAACGACGUGCCGUAUAUCGGUCUUCGAAGCUUACCGGCGACAUUGAACGUGCUAAACGUGGCACUCAUCUACAGUAUCAUGAAACAGUCUGGCUACGUACCAAUAGUAUGUUUCCUGUCCUCUUGCAUGUAUUUGCUGGACAACGCUAUUGUGGCCCAGCAUCGACUGAUUAUGCUCGAUAGUAUGCUGAUCUUUUACAUGCUUGCCACCAUUUAUGCAUACAUCCGCUUCCGCAAAGUGCGACACCAGGAGUUUUCUGGUUCCUGGUGGUUCUGGCUUUUUGCUACUGGUACCACGAUGGCACUGACACUGAGCGUAAAAAUGGUCGGUUUGUUCCUCGUGGCCGCCAUUGGUAUCUCAGUAUUGGUGGAUCUUUGGGAAUUGUUCGAUUUGAAACGCGGUUUGUCCAUGAAACAUUUCAUGAAACAUUUCUAUGCCCGUGCGGUGGGGCUCAUUUUUAUCCCUAUUGUCAUCUAUCUUUUCUGGUUUCACGUCCAUUUUGCUGUCCUCACGGAAUCCGGUCCAGGUGAUACAUUUAUGAGUGCAGCCUUUCAGGAAACGUUGCAAAACAGCGCCAUCAAAAUGAAAUCACUUGAGAUUGCUUACUUUGACAACAUCACGUUGAAGCACAAGGAUACGGACGUUUACUUGCAUUCGCACAAUUUGCACUAUCCUUUACGCUAUGAUGAUGGACGUAUUAGUAGUCAAGGACAACAAGUGACCGGUGUAAAGGAGGUCGAUGAUAACUGCUAUUGGCGGGUGAAGCCUACAAUAACGCUAGACGAUGAAGAUGAGCGCGUGUAUGUGCGUCACGGUGAUAUUAUUCAACUUGAGCAUAUUGGUACCCAACGAAUCUUGUUAACGCAUGAUGUGGCAUCCCCGUUGAUGGCGACGAAUGAGGAAGUCACCACGGUGGCUGAAGGAGAAAGAUAUAAUGAAACCUUGUUCCAAGUGUUACUGGAUGACCAUGACAACGGUGACAUUUGGCAAACCCACAUGAAAUCUGUGCGUCUUUUGCAUAUGGAUACCAAGGUCACCAUUUGGACUCACGAUCAAGCUCUGCCGGAUUGGGCUCUCGGUCAGCAAGAAGUCAAUGGAAAUAAGAACAUUUUGGACAAGAGCAAUUACUGGAUCGCUGAUGAAAUUAUGGGCAUGAAUGGUAAAGUGUCUCCUUCUACGGAGAUCAACAUGGAAAAGAAAAAGGAGCUCCGUCGAAUGCCAUUUUUGCGCAAAUUUUUCGAGCUUCAAGGACGCAUGCUGAGCCAUAAUGCCGGCUUGACCAAACCCCAUCCUUAUCAAUCGCGACCGAUUGCUUGGCCUUUUAUGAUUCGCGGUAUAUCGUAUUGGUCAAAGAAUGAUACAAGAGAACAAAUUUAUAUGACGGGAAACUUGUUUGGAUGGUAUAUUUCGAUCGGUAGCUUGGCCGUGUUUGCAGGUAUCAUACUCGCUGACACGCUGGCUCGAAGAAGAGGCAUUGAACCUGUCGAUGAACCUCUCCGACACCGUCUCAUCAAUUCUGGUGGUUUCUUCGUGAUCCUGUGGUUGACCCACUAUAUUCCUUUCUUCGCUAUGGGUCGCGCUUUGUUCCUCCAUCAUUAUCUUCCUGCCGCUGCUUGCAACUAUUUGGUGCUUGGGGCCAUUUUCCAGUUUAUGUUUGUUGAUGGUGUGGAUUCACCGGUAUCAAGUUUGCAGCGAAAUGACAGCGCCAAAGAAGCGCGAUCGCAGUAUGUAGUGCGUCAAACCCCCAUGAAGGCCUAUCCCACUACGAAGACGUACGUGAUGGCCGGAAUUUUCAUCCUGUUGCAAUUGGCCGUAUUUCUGUUCUUGGCUCCCAUCACCUACGGAACGCCUGGGUUAUCGGUGCCUGAAGUUUUGAAACGUAAAGUGUACAGUAGCUGGGAUCUUCAAUAUGGUAAGCCAACAUCAAAUGGAUCAAGCGUUCCACAUGAGGAUAUAUAUUGA
Messenger RNA from Radiomyces spectabilis, 2238 nucleotides. RefSeq names its product glycosyltransferase family 39 protein. The record is from RefSeq and is a predicted model, not a curated record. Gene Ontology annotation, cellular component: membrane; endoplasmic reticulum. Lineage: Eukaryota; Fungi; Mucoromycota; Mucoromycetes; Mucorales; Radiomycetaceae. Bases 1 to 2238 code for a protein of 745 amino acids. The transcript is spliced from 10 exons. Gene Ontology annotation, biological process: protein O-linked glycosylation via mannose. Gene Ontology annotation, molecular function: dolichyl-phosphate-mannose-protein mannosyltransferase activity.